AUGCUUCUUUCCGGGCUGCUUCUGGGUCUGGCUGCCCUUAUUUGCCCUACUGAAAGUGGUAAUUGGGGAUGCUAUGGAAAUAUCAGAAAUAUCAAUACUCCUGGAGCUUCAUGUUUAAUUGCAAGAAGACGAGGACUGAAUUUCUGUGGAGUUCGUGCUUCUGAAAGGCUGGCUGAAAUGGACUUGCCAUACGUGCAGAGAUAUCAACCCACACUGAGGCUAGUUGGCCGAAAAUACUGUUUGGAUCCUGCUGUGAUUGCCGGUAUCAUGUCUCGGGAGUCAUAUGGAGGCAACGUCCUUGUCAGUGGGGGAAACGUAGCCAGUGGAAUUGGUUCGGUGCAGCCUGGUGUUAUCCAGCAAAUUCCUACAUAUUGGACUAGUGAAACACGGGCUGGUCAGGUUUCAGAAAUUCUGACUACGAGAAUCAAGGAAAUUCAGAGAAGAUACCCAACAAUUUCUGCUGACCAGUAUCUGAGAGGUGGACUCUGUGCCUACAGUGAAGGGCCAGGAUAUGUCAGAAGCAAUCAAGACUUUAGCUGUGACUUUUGCAAUGAUGUCUUGGCUCGAGCCAGAUAUUACAAGGGUCAUGGAUUCUAA
Gracilinanus agilis (Agile Gracile Mouse Opossum) is the source of this 597-nucleotide messenger RNA. RefSeq names its product lysozyme g1 (gene LYG1). Gene Ontology annotation, molecular function: lysozyme activity. The record is from RefSeq and is a predicted model, not a curated record. The coding region runs from base 1 to 597 and encodes 198 amino acids. Gene Ontology annotation, biological process: peptidoglycan catabolic process; defense response to Gram-positive bacterium. NCBI's taxonomy places the organism in Eukaryota, Metazoa, Chordata, Mammalia, Didelphimorphia, Didelphidae. The transcript has 5 exons. Gene Ontology annotation, cellular component: extracellular region.